UUCAGACACAAGAAAGAGAGCACUGUGACAUCAAGAUCAAGGAGCGCGUCGGAAGGGGGGAUGUGCCUGUGUGGCUCCGGACUUUGGAGGACUUUUCUGCUGGACCUGCAGUCUGCGGGGAGGACCUGAGGUACUUGAGGCUUGCCGCGAGACCAGCCGACUGCAGCGGGUGUGCUGGCAGGAGGCUGCAGGGCUGGACAGCAGGUGUGCUGGCAGGAGGCUGCAGGGCUGGACAGCAGGUGUGCUGGCAGGAGGCUGCAGGGCUGGACAGCAGGUGUGCUGGCAGGAGGCUGCAGGGCUGGACAGCAGGUGUGUUGGCAGGAGGCUGCAGGGCUGGACAGCAGGUGUGCUGGCAGGAGGCUGCAGGGCUGGACAGCAGGUGUGCUGGCAGGAGGCUGCAGGGCUGGACAGCAGACUCAAGCAACACAGGGAUGGGUCCUGCUGUAUUAGCCAAGCCACUGCUGCCAGACACGCCAGGCGGUGCGAGGAAGUGCCGACCCCAACCGCUACUUCACCCUAGGCUGGAGACUUACCCUGAGCCACUCCUGAAGGAGUUGUCUACCUACUGCUACACCUGCGAGUCCAGGGCAGUGGGAGUCGAGGCUCUGUUGCACCUUUACUUUGGGGAGCUCGGGUGCAACCACUGCUUCCACAACAUCAAGAGUUGCUCGGCCUUCAGGGCUCGGUACCCAAUGGUUGGUCUUUGCAAGGGCAGCGGCAGGGAGCACAAUGCAUGUCGCUGGGUGGCACCGACGUGCAAGUACGUCAUGUACAACACAAGAAAGACGCUCUCCAUGGCUCGCUGCAUAAACAACAAGUUUGAGAAGCAGGAGGUGUUCAGAGAGGCCACUGCAUACCUCCGCGCACUCCUCCCCCUUAGAGGCUUGUACCCGUGGAGGUCUGCCCUGAAAACCAUAGCCAAGGCAGGCAUAGCUGUGGACCUGACCAACUGUCCGCCUCGCCUCGAGCCACUACACCCCUCAGAGGCUGGGCGGGCUGUGGGUAAUGGAAUGCUGGGAGUGAGUGGGUUACUGAACCUUGAGAAAUCUAUUAUACGUCUUGAGAAGAGAGAUAAGCUAAGAGAUGGGUCUGCAAGGAUACAGAACACCCCUCACAGCACACAGAACAACUCUGCCCACACACACAUCACCCACGCUAACACAGAGAACAUCCAUAGCAGCACUGACCACCCUUCCAGUGUCAACAGCUCCCCAGCCAGCACAGAAAGCUCCCCUGUUCCUAUAAAGACCCUUCAAAAGUCCCUCAACAAAACCAAACGCAAGAGCAGAACCUCCACUGAACGCAACAUUCUUGCCAGCACGGAAAACUCCUCCAACAUCCAAACCCAACACAAACUUCACAAAAAGGGCAAGUCAAGGAACACUGAUACCAACGUAGACAACACUUUACCCAGCACACAGACUGCCCCAACGAGGACAGAGAACCCCCCUGUCAGUAUAGAGACCCCUCAUGAACUCCACAAAAAGGAUGUAGUAAAGAAAAACAGUGUCAGCGUACAGCCUCAGAACUACCUUUCAGAGAUGCCAAAACCCUCGUCCAAGACCUCUGUCACAUCUCAAAGCGCCCGGCCUGACUUGGAACGCAGGAAAAGGAAGAAGACCAAAGUGGAAGAUGCCAGUGCCGAAAACCACCAAGAGGAAAGGGAGGAGGCAGAACUUAAAGACACUGCCCUCACACAUCAAGACAUUCUCCCUUCUAGAGCAAAGAAGAAGAAAUUGGAAGUUCCCUCUACCACUACAGGAAACACUGCCCUCACAUAUCAAGGCAUUCUCCCGUCUAGAGCAAAGAAGAAGAAGAAAUUGAAAGUUCCCUCCACCACUACAGAAAACACUGCCCUCACAUAUCAAGGCAUUCUCCCGUCUAGAGCAAAGAAGAAGAAGAAAUUGAAAGUUCCCUCCACCACUACAGAAAACACUGCCCUCACAUAUCAAGACAUUCUCCCCCCCAGAGCAAAGAAGAAGAAGAAGAAGUUGAAAGUUCCCUCCACCACUACAGAAAACACUGCCCUCACAUAUCAAGACAUUCUCCCCCCCAGACCAAAGAAGAAGAAGAAGUUGAAAGUUCCCUCCACCACUACAGAAAACACUGCCCUCACAUAUCAAGACAUUCUCCCUCCCAGAGCAAAGAAGAAGAAAUUGAAAGUUCCCUCCACCACUACAGAAAACACUGCCCUCACAUAUCAAGACAUUCUCCCUCUCAGCACAGAGGAAAGGGAAAAGACACGGCCAAAACACACUGUUGCCAAUAUGGAAAUCACUGCUCUCACUACCCAAGACACCCUCCCUGUCACUGCAGAGAAUGCCAUCAACAAGAAGCACAAGAAACAGAUCAAGAAUUCCCUUAAAGUAGGAAAUAAGCCUGCUAGUGCUGAGGAUGUUCUCCCUGAUGAUGCCUUUUCUGUGUGUGCGGAGAACACUGCACCCAGGAAACAGAGGAAGAGGAAGGCAGAGGCUAUUGUUAGAUCUGAGCCUCCGAGUACCUCAGCUGUCCCCCUUGGUGACACCCUCCCUCCCAGUGCAAACAUUUCCCCCAAAACACACAAGAAGAGGAAACGGAAAAAUGCUCCUGAGGUAGAACUGGAAGCCACCAGUGUCCAAGACGUCUCCCCUGACAAUGCUCAGGUUAGCAGUGAAGAAAGUACCACUAGUAAAAAACACAAAAGGAGAAAAUUGAAGCACUGUGAUAAUGUGACAUUUGAAGUUGUUGGUGCGCAGGAUCCCUUCCCCGUCACCUCCCUCCCCUCCGGCGCAGAGAACACCACCUCCCUCCCCUCCAGCGCAGAGAACACCACCCCCAAGAAGCACAAAAGGAGGGAAAUGAAGAGCCAUGAUGAUACAGAAUCUGAAGCUGCCCAAAUACAGAGGAAGAGGAAAUUGAAGAACUCUGGCGAUGUGGAAAGAUAACCUCUUGGUAAGUGCAGUGCCUUCUGUGACACACUGGACAGCUCUGGGUGUGUAGAGGAUAGCCCCUCAAGAGCAGCUGAAGCAGAGAACAGUCUUUCAAGAAAAUGCCAAGCACAUCACAGAGCACACCUGCUGCCACAGAAGACGUCCGUGCCAACACCCAAGACAGCCUUUGUGACAAGCUCAGACACCCCUCGGAUAAGUCCACUUUCAGGAAGACCAAGAGAAAGCAAAAGUCCUCCUCUGCUGCUUCACAAGGCAACUCUUGUGAGGCAUGGCAGGCAGCCUUCUCUUGAUGUCCAGCGCGUAUACAACAUUCUUCCGGAGCUACUGAACAUUGUCACCAAAAAGAACAACACUGAAAAAGACAAGGAACAAACAGUAAAGUCCUCCUCUGCCACUGCAAGGGCUUGAUGCAGACUAAAUAUGUCCAAUUAAUAAGGAAAUAAAUUAAAAAUGUUC
Eriocheir sinensis (Chinese mitten crab) is the source of this 3386-nucleotide messenger RNA. RefSeq names its product mediator of DNA damage checkpoint protein 1-like. NCBI's taxonomy places the organism in Eukaryota, Metazoa, Arthropoda, Malacostraca, Decapoda, Varunidae. The record is from RefSeq and is a predicted model, not a curated record. The transcript has 3 exons. Bases 432 to 2924 code for a protein of 830 amino acids.